Messenger RNA from Copidosoma floridanum, 1922 nucleotides. RefSeq names its product zinc finger protein-like 1 homolog. Gene Ontology annotation, cellular component: Golgi apparatus. The record is from RefSeq and is a predicted model, not a curated record. Lineage: Eukaryota; Metazoa; Arthropoda; Insecta; Hymenoptera; Encyrtidae.
CCUAACCUUACGUAUUUCGGAGCAGUCGGAGUCCGGAGUCCUCGGACUCCUCGGAGCCCUUUUUUUAAAAUUUGCUCCGAAUUCACACAUUAUUUUGUUAAAAUGUUUUAAUUAAACGUUAUUUAGGGGCCACGAUAAUUUAUUAUACUGAAAAACAAAAGCUUCACCGCUCAAAAUUUUGAAAAUUAAAAAAGUCAUCUGUAAGGUGCAAGCUUAUUGGAGCUUUCCACCGGAGCCCACCAGCCCAUCCCUGUAGUAUAGUAAAAUGAGACGCAGCAGCGGCGACAACGACGUGGCCUCACGUCUCGAGUUUACCGCAGCUGCUCCGCUGUCGUGAUUCUCGCAAAAAUCUCGUCAAGUCGGUUCUUAAAGUGGUAGACGUGCAAAAGUUAGAAAUAUUAUUAUCUAGUUUAAAACAAUAAGGCCAUGUGAAAAAAUCUGAUUGUUCGUUUUCAUCUACUUUGAUCACAAAAUAACAAAGUCUGUUGUUUUGUCUGAAUGUAGUUGGGUGUGUGUGUGUUUGGGUACUGAAGGCAUAUUGCCGGACGAUAACAAAAUUAAUUAUAAAUCAUGGGGCUGUGCAAGUGUCCGAAACGUAAAGUCACCAAUCAAUUCUGCUUCGAGCAUUGCGUCAAUGUAUGCGAGAAUUGCAUGGUUACAAAUCAUCCUAAAUGCGUUAUCCAGUCCUACUUGCAAUGGCUGCAAGACAGCGAUUGCAACCCAAUCUGUACAUUUUGCAACGAGAGCCUUAGCAAUAGGGAGUGUUGUAGAUUAACCUGUUAUCAUGUUUACCAUUGGGCCUGCCUUGAUGACCACUGCAGAAGCCUGCCAGAGUCCCAGAGUUCAUCCAAUUAUGUUUGCCCAGCCUGUACUACUCGCAUAAUUCCACAACCAAAUCUGGUAUCUCCAGUGGCUGACGUACUCAGAGAGAAACUGGCUGGCGUCAAUUGGGCAAGAUCUGCUCAAGGGCUCCCUUUGUUGAGCGACGAAAAGGAAGAGAAGCCAGAGCCGGCACGUAAUGUGGUGGAAUCAGAAAAUGGCCAGUCUUCUUUUUAUCAGAAUCAUGCUACAUCUUCCGUAGCCACAUCCAGAACGAGUAGUAUGGUAACAUCAUCCAACUCUCUGUCGAACAAUGUACAUUCGACCAGUCAAAAGCUAGGGCCACCAUAUUCAGUAGUAAAUAUGGAAUCUGACUCUGGCAUGUCGAGUCCAACAGUAAGACGAGUUUUUGAGUCCUAUGACAAUGCAAAGGACGAUUUGAUCGAUCACGACGAUUUCAAGUAUCAACGAAAAUCGGCAGUAGAGUGGUUUUUGAGAUGGUGGAAACUAAUAACAAGACAGCAAGCACAGAGAAGAAACAGUCAGGGCUCUUUUCCCAAGCGAUAUGUAAUUUUAGUGGUCGUCAUCAUUGCUGCCUACGUUUUGAUAACGCUUGUGGCCUCUUGGCUCGGCAGAAUGGCCACGGACGGCGACCCCUCGUUCGAUCCUAAGAACAAUCCAUUGGUCAACGUCAACGAGAACAGCAACUAAAGAAGAUAGAUUUGUAAAUACACCAAGGUGCUGUAUGAUGGAUCGCUAUUUUGUAUCGCUAAAGAAUCCACAAGUCUUGACUUUACACGUAACGCUGUGAGUGAUAAAUUAAUCAUCAAACCGAUACUUUGACUUGAGUCUGCGUGAGUCAUUACCAUUCUUUUAAAGAGUUUUAUGUGGCUUUAAAGAACUGCAGACAAGCGACGUAAUAUAUAUGUAUAUUAAACGAGAGCAGAUCAAUUUUGCUGUUUAAACUGAUAUUUAUACAUAGUCAAAGAUUUGUUAAAUCGUAUCAAUUUAUAGUUUGUAUAAAAAUAUAUAUGUAAAUUGUAUAUCUUGCAAGUAACUUUAGUAAGCACUUUUUCUUAUAUACUUAGUUUUAAAAAUAUAUU